AGCGCCGCCGUUGCCAGAGGCUCGGCGGCCGCCGGACGGGGCGGACGUCGGGGCGGCGACUCCCGGAGCGGCGGGGGGUGGGGAGGAGGCGCUAUGGCCGACGUGUUCCCGGGCUCCGAGCCCGGCGCCGACCCGGAGGCGGCGCGGCGCUUCGCUCGCAAGGGCGCCCUGAGGCAGAAGAACGUGCACGAGGUGAAGGAGCACAAAUUCAUCGCGCGCUUCUUCAAGCAGCCCACCUUCUGCAGCCACUGCACCGACUUCAUCUGGGGAUUUGGGAAGCAAGGAUUCCAGUGCCAAGUUUGCUGUUUUGUGGUUCACAAGAGGUGCCAUGAGUUCGUUACCUUCUCCUGUCCUGGGGCUGACAAGGGGCCUGACACUGAUGAUCCCAGAAGCAAGCACAAGUUCAAGAUCCACACCUAUGGGAGCCCCACCUUCUGUGACCAUUGUGGCUCCCUGCUCUACGGGCUCCUGCACCAGGGCAUGAAGUGUGACACCUGUGACAUGAACGUUCACAAGCAAUGUGUGAUAAACGUCCCAAGCCUCUGUGGCAUGGACCACACAGAGAAGAGAGGGAGGAUUUACCUGAAGGCUGAAGUCAUUGGUGACAAACUGGAAGUUACAGUGAGAGAAGCAAAAAACCUCAUUCCCAUGGAUCCAAAUGGACUUUCAGAUCCUUAUGUCAAACUGAAGCUCAUCCCAGAUCCUAAGAAUGAAAGCAAACAAAAAACAAAAACCAUCCGUUCUACCCUGAAUCCUGACUGGAAUGAGUCAUUCACGUUUAAAUUAAAACCUACAGACAAAGAUCGCCGGUUAUCCGUGGAGGUCUGGGACUGGGAUCGAACCACCAGGAAUGAUUUCAUGGGGUCGCUCUCUUUUGGGGUGUCAGAGCUUAUGAAAAUGCCAGCCAGUGGAUGGUACAAGCUGCUGAAUCAAGAAGAGGGUGAAUACUACAACGUUCCAAUUCCAGAUGCUGACGAUGAUGGAAAUGCAGAGCUCCGACAGAAGUUUGAGGACUGUCAUGUAAAUAUCCACUUCUUCAAGAAAGCCAAACUUGGGCCAGCUGGUAACAAAGUCAUUACUUCAACAGAAGACAAGAGCUCAAGUGUGCCAUCCAACAAUCUGGACAGGGUGAAGCUGACAGAUUUCAACUUCCUCAUGGUUCUUGGAAAGGGGAGCUUUGGGAAGGUGAUGCUGGCAGACAGGAAGGGCACAGAGGAGCUCUAUGCAGUCAAAAUCCUGAAGAAAGACGUGGUGAUCCAGGAUGAUGAUGUGGAGUGCACCAUGGUGGAGAAACGAGUCCUGGCACUGCAAGAUAAGCCCCCGUUCCUGACACAGCUGCACUCUUGUUUCCAGACAGUUGACCGGCUGUAUUUUGUGAUGGAGUAUGUCAAUGGUGGGGAUCUCAUGUAUCACAUCCAGCAAGUAGGAAAAUUUAAGGAGCCACAAGCAGUGUUCUAUGCAGCUGAGAUCUCUAUUGGGUUAUUCUUUCUCCAUAACAGAGGGAUUAUUUAUAGAGAUCUGAAAUUAGAUAAUGUGAUGUUGGAUUCAGAAGGACACAUUAAGAUUGCUGAUUUUGGAAUGUGCAAGGAGCACAUGUUGGAUGGAGUAACAACCAGGACCUUCUGUGGCACUCCAGACUACAUUGCACCCGAGAUUAUUGCUUACCAGCCCUAUGGGAAGUCUGUGGAUUGGUGGGCAUAUGGUGUGCUGCUCUAUGAGAUGUUGGCUGGCCAGCCUCCAUUUGAUGGGGAAGAUGAAGAUGAACUAUUCCAGUCCAUAAUGGAGCAUAAUGUUUCCUACCCAAAAUCACUGUCCAAAGAAGCAGUCUCCAUCUGCAAGGGGCUGAUGACUAAACAUCCUGCAAAACGCCUUGGCUGUGGCCUGGAAGGUGAAAGAGACAUCAGGGAACAUGCUUUCUUCAGGAGAAUUGACUGGGAGAAAUUGGAGAACAGGGAGAUUCAGCCACCUUUCAAACCUAAAGUGUGCGGCAAAGGCGCUGAAAACUUCGAUAAGUUCUUCACGCGAGGACAGCCGGUGUUGACGCCUCCCGAUCAGCUGGUCAUUGCCAACAUAGACCAAACGGAUUUUGAAGGGUUCUCUUUUGUCAACCCCCAGUUUGUGCACCCCCCUGUAGAAAAUGUAGCAUGAAACAGCAGAGCAGCAGAACGGGGAGCAGGUGUAACCCUACAGUUUUUAGGCUUUCGCCUCGUUGAUUCCAUUUGGGCCUGGAAGUUGUAGGGUUAGAGGGUGGAGGAUGAGGGAAGGGCCACUUAGUCAGGAUUUGGGCUUUGCAGCAGCAGUGUUGUCUUAACAGGAGGUAAAUUAGUGUACGGUGCCCACUUUUUCUUCUAGAAGUUGCCACUGACUUGUUGAAACUUACCCAUGUUUUGGUACGUUCUCUAUUUUGUAACUUCCCGCUGUCCUUUUGCUCCCUUUUCCACUCCCUUGUGUUGGAAAAACAUCUGACACGUGCUCUGAAUGAGAAGCCACCUCGAUAAAAUAAAUAAAUAUUUAUUUAUUUAUUUAUUCCUUGGGGGUGGAUGCUGGGAGGUGGGAGCUCCUCCCGGAGACCUCAGGGGCAGCACCAGAGACUGGGAGGGGAGAGCCAUUGCAAAAACAGCACUGAAAGGGUUUGAAAAAUAUGGCAGGGGAAAAAAAUAUAGUUGGGAAUGGGUGGGAGGGGGGAUGAAAUCAAAUUAGACCCCGAGGUUUGGUGAACUGAUCCUGUAAAAUCCCAAAUAAAAGCACUGGGGUGGUGGCCACGUCUCUAGGAUUUGUGCUAGGAGUAGCAUGUGAUAAACUCAAAGGUGAAAUUUUGUCUUUAAUAAUAAUAAUAAUAAUAAUAGUAAUAAUUUUAAUAAUACUUUUGUGAAUUUUUAAUCUCCAUGAGAUUAUUCUGUGAUCCAGGGUGCCAUUGUCUGUUCAGUUGGUUUCAUUUACACCACUCCUCAAGUUUACUGUUAACUGGUUCUAAUACCAAUAUUUUACUAUGAAAUUUAUUAACCUGGAAUGUAAAACAAAACUGUAAUUCCUUAUAUCUUAUUUACAUGUGUUUAUUUAUAGUCUGCAGUGUAGGACAGUAAAUUGAAAAAAGCGUUAUGUAUACUAAAUAAACAAAAAAUGCAGCCCCAAGUGACUUCCUGACUUCUCCAGAAUAACUCAUGAAAUUCAAGUGAGAUUUAGUCUUAAAUAAUCGGUUUUAAUUCAGAAAACUUUGGGCUGUAGAAUAAUCGAGCCUGAAAAAAGCAGCACCUAAAACUGGUUUUAUUGAUAGAAUGGAAUUUAAUACGUUUUACAUAUGCUUCAUGCAAUGAAUUUUGCAUGUUUAGUAAUAACUCUUAAUAAUAAGGGUUAAUAAUAAGCAGAUCUGUAUUAUUGACAUAAUCGUAUCAAGCAUAAAGAGUAUUAUAAAAAUUUUAUAAAACAACUUGUGCUUUAUUUGUGAAAGUUCUUGUUCUGAAUGACACCAUUUAGAUUUAGCUAAAUGUUUUCUUGCUAUUGUUUUGAUUUUUACUUUAGGUUUUGAAUAUUGUUACUGGCUUAGGGUAUAAUCUCUUUUUUUUUUAAAGUAGAUAUACUUUUAAAUAAUAAUUGCUACCUGCAGGUUUUAUACGAGGUUCAAUUCGGCUUUCAUUUCACAUCUGCUUAUUACUUGCAGAGAAGGAAAUAGACUUUAUUUGCAACGAUGAACACUGUAAUUAAUGCAAUCUUCUCCUCUCCUAUCACUUAGAUAAAAAAUUUUGAUAUUUCCUCUUACUACUUACCAGAAGAUAUUAACUCAAAUAUCAGUAAAUAAUGUUUUGUGCAUAUUUUGGUUUUGUUACAGCAUGUAAAAUAGUAGUUGGUGCAUUUCCAUUUUUUUCCUCUCCUGCCUUGAUCCCAUUAGCAGCCACAGGCACUUUUUGUCUGUCAGAUGUGCAUGAUGAUGCCAGAAGCAUGAUGUCUCUGUUGCUGCAUGCAGACUGAUUACAAUUUUUCCAGCAUGUAAACAUAUUCCAAAAAAGUAAGAUAUUUGCCAUAAAAUCCUUCAAUUUAUACUAGAAUAUGUAACGGAGUGGGGUGGGAGGGGAACCUACUUUCUAACCAUCUUUUAUGACAAUAAAACAUGGAACCUGUGCCAAAGAUUCUGUCAGAAAGAUGCAAUCCUGCCAGGGUGGGGCCUGGGGGAGCCGGGCAGGUGUUGGGGGAGAUGGGGUUGGGUGUGAAGGGUGACAGUGGCACUGUGGGGCUCCUGCACCUGCAGGGCCCUUGGGAAUGUGGCUCUGGGGGAGGAUGUGCAAUUCUUUGGGGCCAGGGUGUGCAAUUUCCACACCCCAAAGUCCAAUUGUUGCCCUGUCUCAGGCCUUUUGUACCUCAGCUCCCACCAGGAGCAUCCUGGAGUGAUCAACCCCUGGCAUUCCAGGUGUGGCUCACCAGGGGCAUUGGCCAACUGACAGGAACUCAGACCUUGCCUAAACAGGACUCCAAACUUUCACACAUUUUAGGAGUAAAAUUUUUAAACUGUUCUGUGUCAAAUAUGUCGUCAUCCAAGACUGGGAGUUCAUUUUCUCCUUUGUGUAUUAUGUACUUCAAAAAUGAUGGUAUUCACCAUAAAGCAUGUGGCGUAAUGCAGCAUUCAUGACUUCUUUUCUUUUUUCAUUUUUUUUUCCUGAAUAUUAUUAGCCUGGCAAUGUUUAGUAAAAUGCUGUAGAAAACAAUAGGUUGAAUUAAGAUAACAGAUUACUGAGUCUCAGAUUUUAAUAAAGAAGGGGCUCUCAGCUAUGCCAGUCUGCCAAGAGGUGCCAUUGUGCUUGUUUUUAAAAUGUGAAGUGAAAAAAACACUUUGGAAAAAGGAAAAUACAGGGAGAAAAAUACCAGCAUACAGGUUUGGGGAGUAAACAAAGCAGAACAGGGGCAGAACUGAACCAAGCCAGAAACCAGGCAGGAACUCCCUUGGGUAGAUGUUACCACAGCUGUGUUUGCCUGAUGAAAUCUGAAUUGUCCAAGGAAGUCCCAUUGCUUGAAAUCUGAAUUUUCCAAGGAAGUCCCAUCUACCCAUCUGCCUUGGGUAGAUGUUGCCACAGUUGUGUUUGCCUGAUGAAAUCUGAAUUUUCCAAGGAAGUCCCAUUGCUGGCACAGCUGUGACAGUCGGGGCUGUUCACAGCAGGACAAAACAUCACAGGGCUGGUUUAACACUGGGACAGGGCUGGUUUAAAACUGGGACAGGGCUGGUUUAACACUGGGACAGGGCUGGUUUAACACUGGGACAGGGCUGGUUUAACACUGGGACAGGGCUGCUCAUUUUCUGCCUACUUCUCAUACCCAGUUUUUUCAGCCCUUGUGUUUUUCUCCCAGUUUUUCUGGUGUAGAAGCAGAAAUUCCUCUUCAGCAUCAUGACCUCGGGUCCCUGGGCUUGUGACAGCCGUGCUGUGUUCUGGAGGUUCCUGAAGCACUUUAGGAGAAGGUGCUGUGAGCUCCUGGGUGCUGCAGGAGCCAGGCAGGGUUGGACAAAGCAGGGAUUAUUGUGUUACCCCUCACUGCUCUCCUGAUGCCCUCACAUGCUCUGACCUUUCCCGACAACUCCCCCUGGCUGCUCAGAAUCCAGAAAUUUAUCAUGGCAAGGAAAACCUGAAAAACCCAGCCAGAACUUCCAUAUCUUUUCAGAGACAGAUGUUAUUUAUAUCAUAUUUCUCACAAGAUUUGGUUUUCUAGAGAACAUGUAUCAACAGAAGGAGAGGCAUUAGAGCUGCUUCUCUUUCACUUGUGUUUGGUAGCAAAUGUAAUCCCAACACCCACGUUGCCACCAAGAUUCCCAAAAGGCAAAUUGAAAACUGUGCUGCCCUGAAGCUGGGUGGGAAUUUUGGGAGCUGUAAUUGAAAAUGGUGCUGCCCUGAAGCUGGGAUGGAAAUUUUGGGAGCUGUAAUUAAUAAAUGGUGCUGCCUUGAAGCUGGGUGGAAGUUUUGGGAGCUGUAAUUAAUAAAUGGUGCUGCCCUGAAGCUGGGUGGAAUUUUUGGGAGCUGUAAUUGAAAAUGGUGCUGCCCUGAAGCUGGGUGGAAUUUUUGGGAGCUGUAAUUGAAAAUGGUGCUGCCCUGAAGCUGGGUGGAAUUUUUGGGAGCUGUAAUUGAAAAUGGUGCUGCCCUGAAGCUGGGUGGAAGUUUUGGGAGCUGUAAUUAAUAAAUGGUGCUGCCCUGAAGCUGGGUGGAAGUUUUGGGAGCUGUUUCCACCCCUGUGCUGAGUCCCAGGUGGUUCCAGGGCAGCCCCAUUCCUGCUGGGAGAGGCACAGGUUUGCCAUGUAAAACUUCCAAGGGGUUUUUAGGGAUCAAAUGGGACUUGACUGGCUCCUAAGCAAAUUCUGUCAUCAUUCAGGCAUCUGGAUGCUUUUGUGCACCUUUGAGUGACACUUUUGAGGAUGGUGGGAUUCCAGGACAACCAUUUCACCCACCAGCCUCAGUGCCCUGAGCAAGGCUGGCACAUAUGUGAGAAGGAGAGAGCACAUUCCUAUGAUAAAUAGUCCUUGUUAAUCCAGUUUGGAGGAGAAAUCCAAUUUAGCUUUCUGAUUUUUCAUUCUUUCCAGAAAUACAAUUGAAUUUCCUUUUACGAACUGCAGAAAGUUCUUCUGGAAAUCAGCUGUUAGUUAAAAAAAAACCUCAUCACGUCUGAAUGCUGCUGGCCUUUGAAAUCCAUCCUGUCUCUUGGGGUGAAUCCAAUUCAGUAAUUCUGGGCUUCUAUAAAAUUAAUAAGGUCGAGCAAGAGAGGAACUUGUCUUCUAGCUGGAAAGAUGGCACAUCCAAGGGUGGAGUGGUACCAGCUGAAAAGUGUUUUCUGAGCCAGUGCCUGUGGAUGCAAUCCCAGUGAAAUGCCAUAGGAGACACGGGCAGUGAGCAGGGGGGGCAGAUCCUCCUCAUUGUGCAAAGCACAGCAUUGGAAACAAUUAUUAAUAAUAAUAAUAAUCCAAUAAGAAAGCUUUGAUACCAGUAGAAAGCAUAUCUACAGUAUAUUGAGUUUACAGUAGGCUUUUGGACCUGCCAGGGAAACUUCUGGAAAUAUUUAAUGUGAUUUUCAGUUUAGUCAUUAGCAUAAGUUAUUGUACAUAGGGGUUUUGUCUCUUUGCAAACGUGAGUGUGGGCUGUGUUUGAUGUGUCCCCUCUGUAGGUGGGCACUGAGCUGCCAAGUAGUCCAAAAGUAGACUAAAAGCUAAAAAGCACUUUUUUCCCUCAGCCCCUCACUCAGACAGGAUCUGAAAUAGCUGAGUUGAAAUAAGUAAGAUUUGACUCCACAACAUGCACGACUCCCUCACUGUGCCAGUAACCACUGGGAAUAAAUGGCCUUACCAUGAAUAAUGGCCAUGCAGAGCCCUCCUGUUCAAUAACCGUGAGAGGAGAGGCCCCUUGUCAACCCCUGCUCCCUUAUCUCACUGCAGAGCGGGGUAACAGCACUCCCUGACCCACAGGGACGGGCGAGCACUUCUUGGGCAACGUUUCUAAUUCACUUUUAACCUGAAAAGAGUUGUGUAAGCAUUAUUAUCGUUUUUACUAUUCAAUCAGCUUCUGGGAUUCACAUGGUACUGCUGGCUAUGCCAUGCUGUUUCUACUUUUUUAUAGAACUUUAGUAACUCCGCUGAAACCGUUUGAGGAGAAAUAAAAUCAGAUCUGAGGCGUUUCUUACAGAACCUGGAGUGCAGCUUUUGUACCUGGAGUCAGGGUGUGAUGGGGAGGGAUGCUUGUGAUUGUGAGGGUCAGCUGCACUUACCUCUUUUCCAGCUACUGAGAUUUUUAUGUGCAAUUUUAAAAUUCCAUGUGGAUGGAAGUCUUAUCAGAACUGGUAACGGGAGGGGGAGAUUCCCUUUGGGUAAAUAAAGUCAGCACAGCUGUUUUUUAGCACUGUUUUUAGUGACUCCUGCGGAAGGAGGAGCUCUGUUCUUUGUGCAGCUGCUUUGUCCACGACAGGCUGAUAUUUUCUGUUGAUAUUUUAAUGUAUUUCUGUGUUGUAAAUGUGUCUUUGUGCUUAUUUUUUUUUUCCUUGUCUGUGACACCGUAGUUCAGAUUUAAAAGAAAACUGCUCCAGAAGCUGUUUUUUUAUUCCACUGAUGUCAGUUGACCUAAAUAAGUAAAUUAAGUCUGUUAUAUGAUUUGAAACAGUGCAGGAUGAGUAGCAACAACAUUGACACAGCUGCCAUUGAAGCUCAUUUCUCACUGGUUACAUUGGACACUCUGCAGCUGAUGUUUCAUUAGUUUUGUAAUUAAUAAUGACAGGAACGUUUUAAUAGAAAGGAAAACGAUGUUCAUGAUCUUUACAAACAUUUUGCUGAGAAGUAUUUGAAUUUCUUCUCCUUUUCUCUGAACCCCUUGGGGUGACACUGCCGAGGGUUCCUUCCAGAGAUUCAAACACUCCUGGGUUAAAAAUCUUCAAAUUAACAAACCAAAACCCCACUACAGCUUCCAAGGCACCCAGGGAACCACAGAGCUCCCCGAGUGCUUGGCCAACAGCCCCAAUUCUCUGAAAAUAUUAAUUAUGUGUUGUACUCACUAUUGGCCUUGCAGUAUAAAAACAAUGCUCUUGCAGGGGUAAUAAAAAUUUAAUCUAUGGCUCGUUCCCCAAACCUUUCAUUUGUUCUCUCCCAUGUUAUCAAAAGGUAUGUAAAAAAAUAAAUAAAUUUCAACAAAAUGAAGCUCGUUUGCUCUUUCUAAAAUGUGCAUUUCUCAACACUCUGUGGUUUUGCACAACAAUACAGAGAACACCUGAAACUUCUCAAAUGCCUGUAUGCUACUUAAUUUUUUUAAACAUUAAUGAACUCAUUAAUAUUUUUAAUGUUAGUUUUAAGACCCAGAUGUUUUAUUUAUAUAGAGGAGAACAUUAUUUAUUUUCAUGUCAUUUAUCUGCAAGAUGCUACCAGAAAAUUUGGAGAGGCCAUUCAUUUUUCAAAAGAUUUUUUUAAAAAACCCAACCAUUGGAAGCGUAGUGGGCAAGACUGAUGUACAAAUUACAGCAUCUUUUUUGUUUGUUUGUUUGUUCCAUAAUUCGCAGGAUCUUCAAUCUUUGUUUGCAUGAAAUGCUUUUGUUAAGUAUUAAUUGUAGUUUCAAAGCAAGCGUGUAUGAAUAAAAAUACUGAUCAUUACUUUUGUGAGA
This is a messenger RNA of Zonotrichia leucophrys gambelii, 9105 nucleotides long. It is a transcript of the gene PRKCA, whose product is annotated as protein kinase C alpha. NCBI's taxonomy places the organism in Eukaryota, Metazoa, Chordata, Aves, Passeriformes, Passerellidae. The coding region runs from base 94 to 2148 and encodes 684 amino acids. Gene Ontology annotation, biological process: peptidyl-serine phosphorylation; intracellular signal transduction. The record is from RefSeq and is a predicted model, not a curated record. Gene Ontology annotation, molecular function: ATP binding; zinc ion binding; diacylglycerol-dependent serine/threonine kinase activity. The transcript has 18 exons.